This is a messenger RNA of Aspergillus versicolor CBS 583.65, 885 nucleotides long. RefSeq names its product DUF3425 domain-containing protein. NCBI's taxonomy places the organism in Eukaryota, Fungi, Ascomycota, Eurotiomycetes, Eurotiales, Aspergillaceae. Bases 1 to 885 code for a protein of 294 amino acids. The record is from RefSeq and is a predicted model, not a curated record. The transcript has 2 exons.
AUGGCACAAGCACAGCAUGACACAGACUCUACAACCAGUGACGGGGCUUUAAUUCACGUGGCACACAUGCCACAGCAGGCCCACGUCUGGAAACCCGACGAUGACUGGACCGGCGUCAUGGACCCGAAGGAGAGGAGGAGGCUGCAGAACCGCCAGAAUCAAAGGAAGUGGCGUAUACCAGCCCGACUGCGAUCGAAAGCGGCAAAGACAGCCGAGAGCUCAGGGUCGGAGUUGAGCUCGGUUUCAUCAAGUUCUCCCUCCAGCGAAAGUACAGCGAAAGGAAAAGAAUUAGCCUGCGCCCAUGCUCCUCCAAAUGCACUGGAAUACCUGCGCUGGUUCGAAGCCACAGCAGAGAAGAGUUACCUGACUGGCUCGCCACAGAUCGACCACCUAGUCAGUCUGACGCGGUUGAACGUACACAGAGCCAUAGAGACCAACAUCCGGGCCAUAGGCAUGACUGCAGACUGGACGUGCUGUGACGAUACAAUUUCCAUCUUCAAUUUAUAUUCCCCGGUAACUCCCACCUUUAAUCUGGAAACAAUCCCAGUCAGUCUGCGUCCUACAGACAUCCAGCGGAGUAUCCCGCACCACCCAUGGCUGGAUUUCUUCCCUUUUCCGCAGAUGCGUGACAUUCUGAUUGCAGCGGAGCAUCUGUUUGAUGAUGAUGAGCUGUGUCAUGAUCUGAUGGCGUUUUGGGAUACGCGCAAUACACAGGCUACAUUGGUUGUUUGGGGGGACUCGUGGGAGCCGCGGAAUUGGGAGGUUACGGAGGGCUUUCUCCGUAAAUGGGGGUGGUUACUCAGGGGGAGUCCAGGAUUGGUGGUUUCAACGAAUUAUUGGAGGAGGCGUCGGGGUGAGAGGCCUUUGGUGUGGAAAUUUGAUUAG